AUUACAUUCAUUGUUAUUCUCGAGGUCAUCUCUUAAUCCUCAUUUUACACUCCUCUUAGAUUUUGCUUCGGCCUGAUGAGCUUUUCUGCUUCUCAAAUUACUUCUAUUUCGGCGAAUUUGUUGUGCUUAAUUCCAAAGAGUGAGUAAUUUUCUCGUGUCCAAGCUAAACUGAUGCUUAAUUGGAAACCUAGAGACUGUAGGGGGUAGUAGUUUGGGUUAGUUGUUUAGUGGAAAUUUGAGUUUGUGAUUAUAUGGGGAAAGUUGGUAUGGAGAAAUUGUGUCCUUGUCAAGACAAAGACAUAUAUCAUGACCUUUGUAGUGCAUUGGAAAGAUGUGUUCAUGUGGAUGAAGAUUAUAAAAGCUUGUUGUCAUUUAUAGAGAAGGGUGGAGUUGCCUAUGGUGGUGAUAGGGAUAACCCUAGACUUGCUUAUUUUGAUGUUGAAGCUGACCCGCUUUAUAUGAAUUUCUUGGCUAACACUAAGCUAGAUGGAACAUCAUAUGUUUCUAAAGUUAAUGAUCAGAAUGGGUUGACAGUGUUCAUCAAGUAUGAGAGAGAUAGGGAGUUGGAGAUUCAUGGGGUUGAAAAGGGUCAGGAUAAUGUUAGGGAAAAAUGCGAAUUGGGGAGGAGUUCAAAAGCUCUAAAGACUAAUGCGAGAAAGAAUAGGAUGGAAAAUGGGAUUUUAAGUAAGAAGCGAGGAAAUGAGGAUAGGGAUUUAGACAAUAGGAAGCAAAGAAUUGAUGUGGAAAUUGUACCUGGUAAGGAGCAGAAGAUGAAUGGUGGGAUUUUGAGUAAGAAGCGACAGAAUGAGGAUAUGGAUUUAGAUAACAGGAAGCAGCGAAUUGAUGUGAACAUUGGACCUGGUAAGGAGCAGCAGAUGAAAGAUGGCAUUUUGAGUAAGAGGCAAGGAAACGAGGAUAGGGAUUUAGAUAACAGGAAUCAUAGAAUUGAUGUGAUGAUUGUACAUGGUAAGAAGCAGAAGAUGAAUGAAGGGAUUUUGAGUAAGAAGCGACGAAACGAGGAUAGGGAUUUAGAUAACUGGAAGCACAUAAUUGAUGCGAACAUUAUACCUGGUAAGGAGCAGAAGAUUCAGAAUGAUAGCAAAUUCAUGGAUGUGGAAGUAAAAAUUGAACCUCAAGAAGAUUCUGAUUCUCUUAAGGAGGCAAUAUCCCAAAGUGAGGUAGAAAUCCUUGAGAAUGUAGGUGCAGAGGUACGCAGGGGCAGUAGCUCUAACCCCUUUGUACCCUCAGUGGAACAUUGCCUGAAUCUGGAUGCGACAAUCAUAGAUUCUAGGUACAGGAAGGAGGUUUUGAACUUAUUGAUGACGCCCUACAAUGAAGAGGAGUAUAAGAAGCUCUGGAAAGACAUUAAGAUGCGAUUACCAUCUAGCUAUACAAAUGGAUGUGGGAAAUCCCUUCUAUCACUCCAUAAAGCUGUCAAUCGGGCAAUCAAAAUGGCCAAUCAUGACAAAGAUAAAAAAUUGAACAUCAUGCGUGGAUUUUUCUUUUGGUUAGAGCAUCUAACUCGGCAAGAUGCGUUCCAGCCUUGGGAGGAUGCAGAAUGUCUCCAGACGAUGCCUGGAUCUUCCUAGCCCCAAUGUCAAUGUGUGCCAUAAAAACAAGCAAUGGAAGAAAACCAACUACAAUUAUUAUGCCUUAGGGUCGGCUAUAUGAAUACUCAUUGUCCAGCUCAACUCAUGUCGUAUCAUUGUACUGUUGGUAGAAGAAACCCAAAGAUUAAUAUUUCAAUUAUUGGUCGAUAACAUUUUUGUUGUGCAUGA
This is a messenger RNA of Solanum tuberosum (potato), 1778 nucleotides long. RefSeq lists its product as uncharacterized. Lineage: Eukaryota; Viridiplantae; Streptophyta; Magnoliopsida; Solanales; Solanaceae. Bases 252 to 1589 code for a protein of 445 amino acids. The transcript is spliced from 5 exons. The record is from RefSeq and is a predicted model, not a curated record.